Molecule: messenger RNA, 1321 nt
Organism: Theileria equi strain WA
Lineage: Eukaryota; Apicomplexa; Aconoidasida; Piroplasmida; Theileriidae
Product: tyrosyl-tRNA synthetase, putative
Exons: 6
Coding region: 41-1321 (426 amino acids)
Biological process (GO): tRNA aminoacylation for protein translation
Molecular function (GO): ATP binding; tyrosine-tRNA ligase activity
Source: RefSeq, a predicted model, not a curated record
CCAGGUAUAAUAAUAAAUUCUCCACGUAAUUAACUAAUGAAUGUUUAAUUCCGUAAAUUACUUGAAAUUUGUGAUUCUAAGGUAUAACAAUAUGGCUCAGAGGUUCCUUUCACCUUUUCAUGGUGGAAUCGCACUUAAUCACUCAGGAAAUAGGCAUCACAUCAAGAAUUUACACUUAGAGUUCAUUCCAAAUACAUGUUCCAUCAAAAAUGGUUUACGAGAUGAGAUAAAUCGCUAUUUCAAGGACCAUAAGGUCAAUAGUACUUUAUCUUUGGAGGAACGCUCUGCAAUAUGUGAAGGUAUAGCCGAAGAGUGUAUACAGAAGGAAGAAAUAAAGCCAUUGUUGCUAAGGGAAGAUUAUAUUCCACUCUCUUAUGACGGAUUUGAGCCAUCUGGAAGGAUGCACAUAGCUCAAGGACUUGGCAAAGUCGAUACUAUAAACUCCCUGAAUAAGGCUGGAAUUAAAAGUGUGAUGUGGAUAGCCGAUUGGUGUGCAAUGAUGAAUAAUAAGUUUGGUGGAGAUUUGGCAAAGAUUCGAAUUGUUGGAGAAUACUUUAUCCAUAUAUGGAAAGCUGCUGGAUUAAAUACUAACGCUGUCAAGUUUUUGUGGUCUAGUGAUGAAAUUAACAAGAAUCCAGACCUGUACUGGAGAUUGGUUAUGGACAUUAGCAAAACAUUUAAUAUAUCCAGAAUGAAGAGGUGUUCACAAGCCUUGGGAAGAACAGAAGGAGAUGAUCAGCCAGCUGCGCAACUUUUAUAUCCUGCAACCCAGUGUGCUGAUAUCUUUUACAUUGGUACUGAUUUUUGCCAAUUAGGCAUGGAUCAGAGGAAAAUAAACAUGCUGGCCAGGGAAUAUUGCGAAAUUAAAAAGAUUCCAACAAAACCUAUAAUUCUUUCACAUAAAAUGCUGCCAGGUCUCCUGGAAGGCCAAGAGAAAAUGUCAAAGAGCAAUCCGGAUUCUGCAAUAUUUAUGGAUGACACUGCUGAGGCUGUGGCUUCAAAGAUUAAAAGGGCUUUUUGUCCACCCGGUAAAGUGGAAGGAAACCCAUGUGUUGCGUAUUUUACCGAAUUGGUAUUUAAGCGUUAUCCAUCUGUUGUUAUAGAAAGAAAGGAGAGAGAUGGAGGAAACAUCACCUUCAAUUCCCCUGAGGAACUGGUAUCUGCUUAUAGUAGUGAAUCUCUACACCCGGGUGACCUUAAAAACGGUCUUACAAAGUAUUUGAACUUGAUGUUGCAACCCAUCAGAGAUUACUUCCAGGCAAUUCCUGAGGCCAGAGAAUUAGCAUCAAAAGUUGCAGGAUUCCAAGCAGCAAAAAAAUAA